This is a messenger RNA of Entamoeba invadens IP1, 645 nucleotides long. RefSeq lists its product as hypothetical. The transcript has a single exon. The coding region runs from base 1 to 645 and encodes 214 amino acids. NCBI's taxonomy places the organism in Eukaryota, Evosea, Mastigamoebida, Endamoebidae. The record is from RefSeq and is a predicted model, not a curated record. Gene Ontology annotation, molecular function: GTP binding.
AUGCGAACGUACAAGUCAUAUUCUUUUGCUUUGAUAGGGAAAGUGUGUUCAGGGAAGUCUUCUAUUUUUACUUCACUGACGCAGCAAGUCCCCAAGACCACAUACACAAGCACUUCCUUUAAUACAUAUGACGUUGUAAGGUUUGAAGAUGAUGAAGACAUAGUGAACAUUGAAGUAUUAGACACACCGGGGAUAUCACUUUCAGAGGCAUUAACUACUAUCUUUAAUUCCACAGUCUCUUGUUUACUCUAUAUCGUUGACUUGACUAAAAAAGAGGUGUAUGAAGAAAUAGAAAUCGUUCUUAAAGAACUCAAUCGACUCAGCGCAAACAAAAGCACAUCAAGUUGUGGGUCAACGGGGUCAUCUUUGUCCGUCAGAUUCGGUCUUCCUUUUGUGUUCGUCGCGACGAGAAAAGAUUUGGUUAAGCCACAAGUCGCAAAUGCCUUCAUCGAAAGAGUUCGUGAGAAGGGGUUCGAUGCUUUUGUGUGUGACGCAAAUGACAUCGAGGCCGUAAAUACGCUGUUCGACGACUUGGUCUAUGAGCCUUAUGUGUCUCCACAAUUUUCACAAAAAGUCGAAAAGGUAUUUAAAGUCGACAAAAAGAAAGGAAAGAAGAAAUGUGCUCUUCCCUGUGUCUUUUUUUAA